Nycticebus coucang (slow loris) is the source of this 5884-nucleotide messenger RNA. It is a transcript of the gene KIF5A, whose product is annotated as kinesin family member 5A. Bases 467 to 3565 code for a protein of 1032 amino acids. The record is from RefSeq and is a predicted model, not a curated record. Gene Ontology annotation, molecular function: microtubule binding; ATP binding; microtubule motor activity. Lineage: Eukaryota; Metazoa; Chordata; Mammalia; Primates; Lorisidae. Gene Ontology annotation, biological process: microtubule-based movement. The transcript has 29 exons.
UCUGAGGUCGGGGGUGUGGGAGGGGAUGCAGUGAGUGAGUUGGGUAGGGAAGGGGUGACGGCUAGGUUAACUCCGAGUAUUAGAGGUGCGGGAAGGGGCGAGGAGAGAGGCACUGUGCCCCCAGUCGGCCGUAGACGUCCAGAGAUCGCCCCCGGCGAAGGGAGCCCCGCCCCGCGGCUCCGUCGCAGCCCCGCCCAGGCCCGCAGCGCGGCGCUGCAGCGCGAGGGGCGGAGAGGCAGGUCGCCCAGAGAGGACCAGACGCCCGGGUCGUCCGCAUCCCGCUGCCGCAGGAGAAGCGCCCCGGCCCUGCUCCCCACACUUCGCUCGGGCCCGCUCGGCUGCUUUCUCGGCCCCAGAGACCGAACACCUGUCCUCCCCCUCGGCCGUUGCUGAGCGUUUCCCUACUCCGGAGCACACGCCACCCCUGCAGCCCAAGAAGUGCCCCAGCCCCACGCCGGCGACUACCAUGGCGGAGACCAACAACGAAUGUAGCAUCAAGGUGCUCUGCCGAUUUCGGCCCCUGAACCAGGCUGAGAUUCUGCGGGGGGACAAGUUCAUCCCCAUUUUCCAAGGGGACGACAGCGUCGUUAUUGGGGGGAAGCCAUAUGUCUUUGACCGUGUAUUUCCCCCAAACACGACUCAGGAGCAAGUUUAUCAUGCGUGUGCCAUGCAGAUUGUCAAAGAUGUCCUUGCUGGUUACAAUGGCACCAUCUUUGCUUAUGGACAGACAUCCUCAGGGAAAACUCAUACCAUGGAGGGAAAGCUGCACGACCCCCAGCUGAUGGGAAUCAUUCCUCGCAUUGCCCGAGACAUUUUCAACCAUAUCUACUCAAUGGAUGAGAACCUCGAGUUCCAUAUCAAGGUUUCUUACUUUGAGAUUUACCUGGACAAAAUUCGUGACCUUCUGGAUGUGACCAAGACAAAUCUGUCUGUGCACGAGGACAAGAACCGUGUGCCAUUUGUCAAGGGUUGUACUGAACGCUUUGUAUCCAGCCCAGAGGAAAUUUUGGAUGUGAUUGAUGAAGGAAAAUCAAAUCGUCAUGUGGCUGUCACCAACAUGAAUGAGCACAGCUCUCGGAGCCACAGCAUCUUCCUCAUCAACAUCAAGCAGGAGAAUAUGGAAACCGAGCAGAAGCUCAGUGGGAAGCUGUAUCUGGUGGACCUGGCAGGGAGCGAGAAGGUCAGCAAGACUGGAGCAGAGGGAGCCGUGUUGGAUGAGGCAAAGAACAUCAACAAGUCGCUGUCAGCCCUGGGGAACGUGAUCUCCGCGCUGGCUGAAGGCACCAAAAGCUACGUUCCUUAUCGUGACAGCAAAAUGACACGGAUUCUCCAGGACUCUCUGGGAGGGAACUGCAGGACAACUAUGUUCAUCUGCUGCUCUCCAUCCAGUUACAAUGACGCAGAGACCAAGUCUACCCUGAUGUUUGGGCAGCGGGCAAAGACCAUUAAGAACACUGCCUCAGUGAAUCUGGAGUUGACUGCCGAGCAGUGGAAGAAGAAAUACGAGAAGGAGAAGGAGAAGACAAAGGCCCAGAAGGAGACGAUUGCAAAGCUGGAGGCUGAGCUGAGCCGGUGGCGUAACGGAGAGAACGUGCCUGAGACAGAGCGCUUGGCUGGGGAGGAUGCAGCCUUGGGAACGGAGCUGUGUGAGGAGACCCCUGUGAAUGACAACUCGUCCAUCGUGGUGCGCAUCGCACCUGAGGAGAGGCAGAAGUACGAGGAAGAGAUCCGCCGUCUCUACAAGCAGCUUGAUGACAAGGAUGAUGAGAUCAACCAGCAGAGCCAACUCAUAGAGAAACUCAAGCAGCAGAUGCUGGACCAGGAAGAGCUACUGGUGUCCACCCGAGGAGACAACGAGAAGGUCCAGCGGGAGCUGAGCCACCUGCAGUCAGAGAACGACGCUGCCAAGGACGAGGUGAAGGAGGUACUGCAGGCCCUGGAGGAAUUGGCGGUCAACUAUGACCAGAAGUCCCAGGAAGUAGAGGAGAAGAGCCAGCAGAACCAGCUUUUGGUGGACGAGCUGUCCCAGAAGGUGGCCACCAUGCUAUCCCUGGAGUCCGAGUUGCAGCGGCUGCAGGAAGUCAGUGGACACCAGCGCAAACGAAUUGCUGAGGUGCUGAACGGGCUGAUGAAGGACCUGAGCGAGUUCAGUGUCAUCGUGGGCAACGGGGAGAUUAAGCUGCCUGUGGAGAUCAGCGGGGCCAUUGAGGAGGAGUUCACUGUGGCCCGACUCUAUAUUAGUAAAAUCAAGUCAGAAGUCAAGUCUGUGGUCAAGCGUUGCCGGCAGCUGGAGAACCUCCAGGUGGAAUGUCAUCGCAAGAUGGAAGUGACUGGGCGGGAGCUCUCAUCCUGCCAACUCCUCAUCUCCCAGCACGAGGCCAAGAUCCGCUCGCUCACGGAAUACAUGCAGAGUGUGGAGCUUAAGAAGCGGCACCUGGAAGAGUCUUAUGACUCCCUGAGUGAUGAGCUGGCCAAGCUUCAGGCCCAGGAAACUGUGCACGAGGUGGCCCUGAAGGACAAAGAGCCAGACACACAGGAUGCAGAUGAAGUGAAGAAGGCCCUGGAGCUGCAGAUGGAGAGUCACCGGGAGGCCCAUCACCGGCAGCUGGCCCGGCUCCGCGAUGAGAUCAAUGAGAAGCAGAAGACCAUUGAUGAGCUUAAAGACCUGAAUCAGAAGCUCCAGUUAGAGCUAGAGAAGCUUCAGGCUGACUACGAGAAGCUGAAGAAUGAAGAGCAUGAGAAGAGCACCAAGCUGCAGGAGCUGACAUUUCUGUACGAACGACACGAGCAGUCCAAGCAGGACCUCAAGGGUCUGGAGGAGACAGUUGCCCGUGAACUCCAGACCCUCCACAACCUUCGCAAGCUGUUCGUUCAAGACGUCACGACUCGAGUCAAGAAAAGUGCAGAGAUGGAGCCCGAGGACAGUGGGGGGAUUCACUCCCAAAAGCAAAAGAUUUCCUUUCUUGAGAACAACCUGGAACAGCUUACAAAGGUUCACAAACAGCUGGUACGUGACAAUGCAGAUCUGCGUUGUGAGCUUCCUAAAUUGGAAAAACGACUUAGGGCUACGGCUGAGAGAGUUAAGGCCCUGGAGGGUGCACUGAAGGAGGCCAAGGAGGGUGCCAUGAAGGACAAGCGGCGGUACCAGCAGGAGGUGGAUCGCAUCAAGGAGGCCGUCCGCUACAAGGGCUCGGGCAAGCGGGGCCACACUGCCCAGAUUGCCAAACCUGUCCGUCCUGGCCACUAUCCGGCAUCUUCACCCACCAACCCUUACGGCACCCGGAGUCCUGAGUGCAUCAGUUACACCAACAGCCUCUUCCAGAACUACCAGAAUUUGUACCUGCAGCCCACACCUAGUUCCACCUCAGACAUGUACUUUUCUAACUCCUGUGCCAGCAGUGGAGCCACAUCUUCUGGAGGCCCCUUGGCUUCCUACCAGAAGGCCAACAUGGACAAUGGAAAUGCCACAGACAUCAAUGACAAUAGGAGUGAUCUGCCAUGCGGCUAUGAGGCUGAGGACCAGGCCAAGGUUUUCCCUCUCCACCAAGAGACAGCAGCCAGCUAAUGUCCCACACCAACUGCUACGUACCUGCACUUUCAGUUUCUAUGAGGGCCUGAGGCCUCUUCUUUCAGCAUGCUGCAAACCUGUGGUCUCUGAUACUAACUCCCUCCCCAGCCCCUGUUGGACUGUACUACGUUCGAUGUCUUCUCUUCCUUACUCUGUAUCUCUUUGUACUCUGUAACUAUAUAUCAAAAGCUGCUGCUAUAUUUCUCUUCCCUCUGUCUUACUAUAAGUAUCUGAUGAUGUAUUUAGCAAGUUCUAGGCAUAGGUUACCCUCCUUAUUUGGAGCAAUAGGGAGGAGGGUGAAUGUUUCUUUCUCUCUUAUAUAUUCGUUUCUCACACUGAGUGGUGUUAGUCACUGCAUAGAGGUCACAGAGAUGACAAAAGAAAAAACAGGAGCUGGAGGGCUGUGUUCCUGCGCGGGCGCGCACGCGUGCACACACACACACACACACACAAAGCCUUAAGUGGAAGAAUGUCUUAGCUUCAAAAGGCAGAGAAAUAGACUCUUCCUCCCUCCUGUUUCACACAUAGCACGGGGACAGUAAGAUGGAAGGGCUGCUAAAUUAGACAUAUACUUUUCUGCAUACACCUCUCACCUGAAUACAGGGAUUCUAGGUAUUUACCUCUGGCCUACAAAGUCUACCUAUUGCCUCCCUUUUCCUGUUUUCCCAUGAGAACAUGGCUUGGUCAAGGGACCAUUUGUCUUUCUCUUUAAAGCUCCUUUUGAUAUUCUUUACCCUAGAGCUUAUGACCAGAACCCAGAGUUGAUUUAAAAUGUUUUGAAAAAUUGAGGUGGGCCUCUGCCAACAGUCUUUCAAUGGCUGCUCAUCUGUCCAUGGUGAUAGAGGCAAGUGUAAUCAAAAGUGAUUGAUUUGGGAGGUUUGGGAGUUGACAGGCUGGAGAGUUCCAAAGUAUAUUUUGUCACAGUGCCCUCAGGUUGAAGCAAUGAGCUAGAUUCCUUCCUCUGUCCCAUAUUGGGCUACAUGUUCCUCCAUUUAGGGUUGGGGCUUCUAGUUCAUUGACAAAAUCUCUAGUUGCCUUCCUUUCAAGCGGGAGCCUGAUAUUUUUCUCCCAAUAUACAAUUAUUUUCCCCCAUGAAGAGUUCCUUCUCUAAUGUCCCCAUGUAGUAUUAAGUGCACUUUUAAGAAAGGGGCAGGGCAGAAGCUCUAGGGGUGGGGGAGCCCAAGGGAUCAACCUGGAGGGCUCUUUCCCUAGCCAUUCUCAGCCCUUUGUCCUCCUCCAUAGUUGAGAAGACUAUUGCUUUAGUUUCAGAUGACUCUUUCCUUCCACAUGGUGCUAAGGUGGUUUUCUAGGUAACUGUAUGAAUGGAGGUAACUAGUCCAAGCUAAAAAAAAAAAAAAAAUCUGAUAUCUUGAUAUCUAAUAUUAUCUCGAAUGGAAGAUCAGGACCCUCCAGCAGCAGGGCAACCCAUCACCCAGCCUCUUCUAAGGCAGGAAAGAGAGCUCAGUGGGAGGGCCAGCUGGUGAAUAGGGUCCUUCAAGGGAAGGAGGUCCAGUCCCCUUUAUGUGUUGGGCCCCUCUUAGCAAUUAAGGAGAAAGGCAGGGGAAAAAAAAAAUACCAGAGGGGUGUGAAAUAAAUCCAAACUGGUGAUUUUCAACCAUUUUUCAAAACAAAUCUUACAUAGAACCCUGAUAUAAAAAAUAAAAGUAAUGGAGAUGUGGGUGGUUUGCAUUUUCUUUUUUCUUUUUGGUAGAAAUAGCUUCAGUGUUGAGGAGCCCUUAAACAGUCCUAAGGGACCCUAAGGAUUCUAUGGAAUAGUUUGAAAACCAUCAUUCUGAGGAAGGGGUCCAAUCUGCCUCCUCUGCACUAAACCUGCAACUCAGAGAAGAGGGAAAGGGUGGGGUGGAUGGGCCAUGAUGUCUCCAGGCCCAUUUGGAGAGCAAUGAAGGUACUUGUGGGCCUGCAGACUUAGGCUGAUAUCUGCCAGAAGGGCGCCUGCAAGGGGGUUUUAUGUAGUUUUUCCACGGAGUGAUUUAAAGACACAAGAAAAUGCGAAAGUGUAGGACAGGUGAGAGAGGUGACACCAAGGGAGCGGCCUUCUCUGUAGCAAGAUAUAAGGCAAAUAUAACUGACUUACACAAGUAAAAAACACACCCCUCCUCAUCCUCUUCCUGCUCCCCACUUUUACCACAACACUUCCAGAGAGCCAGGGGCACCACAAGGGGCACCUGGCCUGCCCACUCACAUCUGCCAAAAUGUUGCAUGCCAGUGUGGAAGACAAACCAAACUGCACAAACCCCAGUGUGUAUUUAUUUGGUGUACAUAGAUGCCUUUAAAAUAAAAUAAAUUCAAUGAUGA